AUGGUAUUUUAAAACUCGCUGGAAUACCAAAAGAGGCGCGUUACGAUACAACAGACUUGGCCGCGUGCUUGGACGCUCUUUUGAGGGCAGAAAAGAAUAAGUUAUUGAUAAAUGUAUUAAUAUGCUAG
Funneliformis mosseae is the source of this 128-nucleotide messenger RNA. The record is from the annotation of a GenBank genome assembly. Lineage: Eukaryota; Fungi; Glomeromycota; Glomeromycetes; Glomerales; Glomeraceae.